Molecule: messenger RNA, 7872 nt
Organism: Closterium sp. NIES-67
Lineage: Eukaryota; Viridiplantae; Streptophyta; Zygnematophyceae; Desmidiales; Closteriaceae
Source: the annotation of a GenBank genome assembly
AAGCCAACAAACAAACCCUGUGAUCCCAGGGGGACUGGAGUCUCGACUCUCGACUUCCUUUCUCAUGCUAUGCUUGCAUUUUUCACCAGUCUAAUCGCUCGCCCUUCUCCAUUUUGACUAAUUUCUCCCGUUUCCUGCUAGUCUCCGGGGUAGUCUUAGUGCUUGUAGACUACUUGCACAAAUUUUGAAGUAUUUUCGUGCGUAGACUCCUGUUGCCACGUCUCGCUUUCGAAUUCGUAUAGGCGUUCCGUUAGUAUCGCGCCGUACAUAUAGGCUACUAUCGCCGACCUGAUCGUUCGAGAGUCGCACAGUCUCGCAGCAGCCGUACGAAACUGCCAACAGCAGCUUAGCGACAGUAACAAGUGUAGGAGCACCACCUUUUCCAGAUGUUUAGGAAACCAAGGCUCUUAGCUUGUCGGACUGUCCCUGGAACAGAAUAGGCCGCAGGCGACAUACCGCUGAAGCAGGAGACAUUGCCGUAGUCUAUCGCUGAAACAGGAGUCACCGCCGGAGAGAGAGCUCACGCUGAAGCGAGUUUCACCCUGAAGCGACUUUCACGCUGAAGCGUCUGGAGUAGCGAGGAAGCGGGACGAAUACCAAGCCUCUUUUGAAGAUCUCGCGGCGGGAAAGCGGCGAUCUCCAGCGAUGAUGCCACGUGGCGAAAGGAGAAGGCGAAGGGACGAGAAUAGCCUCCGCGGGAAAGCGGCGGCCAGAGAAACGGGUGUGUAUUCUGGUGAUAGCGAGGUCGCGGGCUCGAAUCUCGGUAGGCUUUUACCUUGCACAGGUUCACGCGGUCUCUCAAAGUUGCCUGCGACCGUGAACGAAACGGGUAACCCUUUUGCGAAAUGGAACUUUGGCGAGAGCAGAUUCCAGUCUAACCAUAAUUUACGCACCAGUAGGAGCGGAGAGUUGGGAAAUGCGUCGCAACAUCCACGGGCCAAUGUAACAGCCAGCACGGCGUCUGCAGCUGCGGCUGAGAUGGACGGCUUAGAGCCGCGUACGUACGGCAGGGAAGAUGAAACCCUUCGUACGGAACCUGACACGCAUCGUACGCGGUCCGAUAACCCUGGCUUAGCUGCCAGCGAGCCGGACAGCUUCUUUUCAGCACAGUCCGAUUACGUAUCGGGUAGCGGGGAGCGGGUUAUAGCGGGGAUACGAGACGCGAGGGAUGCUGAGGGGGAAAUGGGAAGGGUAGAAGAGGAGGUGCAGCAGCGCGCUCGCACGGGCAUCGCCGCCGUUGAUGCUUGUAAUGAAGCGCCUCAUAACGAAGAAGCGGGUGUAGAGAUGGAAGAGGAAGGGGAGGAGCAAAGUGUAGAGAUAGAGAUAGAGGAGGAGGAAGAGGAGGUGAAUGUGGAAAUCAUAGAGAUUGAAGAAGACGAGUUAAGUGUAGAUAUGGAGGAGGAAGAGGUGCAGCAGAGCAUGCACGCGGGUAUGGCUGCCGUAGACGCAUUCGUCGGGUGGGAUCCAGUGGAAACGGGGAUUAGACACUCCAUGGGAAACGAGCAGGAGGGGUCAGGGGGAGCAGAAGCACAGGUGGGUGUGACAUCCCAGGGGGGAAUGCAGCACGAGCAGCAAAGCGAAGGGGGGGAGCAAUGCGAGGGAGCGCAGCAAAGCCAGGGGGGUGGGGGGCGGCAGAGCCAGGGGUGGCGGCAAAGCGGGGGCGCACGCCCCAGCCAGCGGAGGGCGCGGCGGAAGGUGGUGCGCACGAGGCAGCAGGCGCGGCUGGGGGUGUCAGUGGUGCGCGAGCUGAGCUUCCGCCGCCUGCUCCUGGACUGGAGCCCGCCCAAGGAGGCGCGCAGGCCCGCCGCCGUGGCUGCUGUGGCGGCCAUGAGAGAGGCGGCGGCGGCAGGGGGAAGGGGGAGAGGGAGAGGGGAGCGGAAGGGAAAAGGGGAGGGGAAGGGGAAGGGGAAGGGGAGAGGGAACGGGAAAGGGAAGGGGAGGGGGAAUGGGAGAGGGGAUGGGAAGAAGGUGGGGGAGGUUGAGCCGGGUGGAGCAGCAUCAGGAGCCGCAUCAGCGCCAGGCAUAGCAACGUCAGGCGUAGCAACGUCAGGCGUAGCGUUAGGAGCAGCAUCGGGAGCAGCAGCGGUAACACGAGCAGCAGCAGCAGGCAGGGUAGGCACGUGUAACGCUGCUGGUUCGUCUGGGAGGGUUCCGUUAAGGGGUAUAGCGGAUGCUUGGGAUAGACUGGGCGGUGCUUCACCGAACGCUGCUGCCUCGUCUAGGAGAGCUGCGUUACAGGUUAUAGCGGAUGCGUGGGAUAAAGCGCGCGCUGCUGCAGCAGCAGGGGCAGCAGCGAGAGCGAGGAAAGAGAGGGCGGAGAGGGCUGAGAGGGCUGAGAGGGCGGAGAGGGCGGAGAGGGCGGAGAGGGCAGAGAGGGCCGAGAGGGCCGAGAGGAGAAGCAAGGCUAAGGCCCGAGAUGCUUUGUGGGUGAGACGGCAGAGCUUAGAACGAGGGCUGAAGGGGGUGGCGACGAGAGGGGCGGAGGGAGGGGAGAAGGGAAGACCUUGGAAGGGGACGAGGGGGAAGUCGAAAGAGGGAGAGGUGGGAGUAGGGGCGGCACCAGGAGGGAGGUGGAAGAGGGGAGGGGGGGGGAGGCUGGACAGGAGAUUGACGCCUGAGGAGAAAGGCAAAGGGAUUGUGGUCGAGAGCGACAGUGAGGAGUCAGGGGAGUACGAGGAAGAGUCCGGGAGUGAGGACGCGUGGGGCAAUGAGGGCGAGAGUGUUACUGAAGAUGCGAGAGAGAAUGAGGCAGGGUAUGAGAGGGGGACGGGGGCUGUUUUGCCCUGUGGAGUGACUCCGGAAUUUAUGAAGGUGCUGCUGAGAAAGGGACGGAGGGAGGGGGCAAGGGACAGAGAACAGAGGGAGGGGUUGACUGGUCCCUCUGUUGUAACUUCAGUGUUAAAAAGGGGAGAGAGGGGGGUGAGGGACGGAGGACGGAGGGAGGAAGCAGGCGGUCAGGCCUGUGGAGUGACUCCGGAAUUCAUGAAGGUGCCGGUUAAUAAGGGACGGAGGGCAGGGACACGGGACGGAGGGCGCAAUGAGGAGGGGGCUGUUCUGCUUAGAGGUGAUCAACCCUGUGGAGUGACUCCGGAAUUCAUAAAGGUGCUGGUUAAUAAGGGACGUAGGGGGGGGAAGGACGGAGGAGGCAGUGGGGAGGGGGCUGGUCCCUCUGCUAUAACCCCGAAUUUCAUGAAGCUGCCAGUGCAAAAGGGACGGAGAGGGGCGGGGGGUAGAGCACAGGGGGGAGUGAGUGACGGAGGAGGGAGAGGGGGGAGGGGCAGAGGACAGAGAAGAGGGAGGUCGGGAGGACGGAGGGGGGUGAGGGCUGGUUUGCCCUGCGGAGUGACUCCGGAGUUUAUGAAGGUGCCGCUUAAAAGGGGACGGAGGGGGGGGGCGAGGGACGGAGAACAGAGGGAGGAGGGAGCUGUGCCGACUGGCAGUGCGAGCUCGGAUGUGGUGGAGGUGUUAUCUGAGGAGGGGGAGAGCGACACAGGCUCUGAGGACGACUUUGCGCUGACUCAAAAGUCGCAUAUGGUGGAGGUGGUACCUGGGGCGGGGAGGUGCGACACAGGCACCGAGGGUAAUUUUGGGUUGACUCCAAAAUCACACCUAGUGGAGGUUGUACCUGGGGCGGGGAGGAACGACACAGGUAGUGAGGACGGUGCAGUGGCGGCACUAGGCCCUUUGCCUGAUGGUGCCAUGGAGGGGACAGAGGGGCAUGGUGUGAACCAGGGGGCAGGGAGAGUAGAAGGGAGAGUAGAAGGGAGAGUGGCAGGAGGAGGGGCGGGGAGAGGGGCAGGGAGAGGGGCUGGGAAACGGGAGAAGCCAGGUGGGAAUGAGAAGGCGAGGUUGCAGGGUGGGGAGCCUCAGGGUGGGGAGCCUCAGAGUGGGGAGCUGCAGGGUGGGGAGCUGCAGGGUGGGGAGCUGCAGGGUGGGGAGCUGCAGGGUGGGGAGCUGCAGGGUGGGGAGCUGCAGGGUGGGGAGCUGCAGGGUGGGGAGCUGCAGGGUGGGGAGCUGCAGGGUGGGGAGCUGCAGGGUGGGGAGCUGCAGGGUGGGGAGCUGCAGAAUGUGGGGCGGCAGGGUGGAAAGAAUCCGGAUCGGAGUGAGCAGCCUAGGGGCCGAGGUGGGCGGUUGAAGCCAUUUGGUAGGAACGGGCGUGGAGGGAGGAAGCGGAAGCGGGGAGAGGUGGGGGAAGGAGCGGGAGCGGAUGGGGGGGAUGCAGCUUGGUCCGAUGAAGCAUCGCAGGGUGUGACUGCAGUGAGGGAUGCGGCGGGAGAGGAUGGGGGAGAUGCAGUUGGGGGAGCCACAGGAGCAUCGCUGUGUGUGACUGCAGUGAGGGAAGGGGCGGGAGAGGAUGGGGGGGAUACUGCUGGGACAGUUGAAGGAGCAUCUCUGGGUGUGACUGCAGAGAGGGAAGGGGGUGGUUUUGCAGCAAGGGCUGCUGCAUUCGGGAGUCCAGUGGAUGCCGCAUCUCCCAUUGCUGCACAUGCGAAUGCUGCAUCCCCUAGUGCUGCACAUGCCAACGCUGCCAGUGCUGCCAAUGCAGCCAGUGCACCUUCCCCAAGUGCACCUUCCCCCAGUGCACCUUCCCCCAGUGCGCCUGCCACUGCCGACUCGCCACUACCCAGCACGCCCCCUCAGGCCCGCGCACGUUCCCCCUGCUCCUCUCCGCCCCCUCCUCCUGCCUUUCCUCCACCUCCUCCUGCCGCUGCUCCCACGCCAAGCUGCAGAGGCGCGGGCAAGUCUCCCACUCGCAGCCAAGCAAAUUCUCCCAAGUCCCCCACUCGCAGCCGAGCAAAUUCUCCCAAGUCCCACACGCGUAUCCGCAGAGGCCGAUCAAAGUCUCCCACUCGCAGCCGUGCCAGUGCCCCCCCCGCUCCCACUCGCAGCGGCGCCAGUGCCCCCACCCCUCCCUCUCGCAGCCGUGCAAAGGCCCCCACCUCUCCCACUCGCAGCCAUGCUAAUCCUCCUAGGUCCCUCCCGGUUUCACCCACAGCUGCCCCCAUCUGCUCUGGCAUCACGCACUUGGAGUACUCCAGAAGUGGUCGCCCUCGCUUCCCCCCCAUGGCUUACUGGAAGAACGAGAGGGUCUUCAGCCCAGUGGUGCUCGAUUGCCCAGCGGUGGUGUUUGGGCAGCCUACCACGCGUGCAGAGGAACUGGAGAUUAUAACAAAGGCCUUGUUUGGCGGCCAGACUGCUACCGACGGGAAGGAGCUGGGAGGAAUCGAGGAGGAGGGGGAAGAGGAGGGAAGCGGAGAAGGUGGAGGGGAGGGAGAAGAGGAGAUUUCAGCUCUUGCUGUGCUGCUUAUAGAGAAGGGCGCUGUAAAGGAGGUUGCUGUAAAGGAGGGUGCUGUAAAGGAGGGUGCUGUAAAGGAGGUUGCUGUAAAGGAGGGCGCUGUAAAGGAGGGUGCUGUAAAGGGAAAGGACGCUGUAAAGGAAAAGGGCGCUGUACGGAGAGUGAUUACAACGAACGAGAUGGAGGGACCAGAGGCAACAGCAGGCGUGAUGAUAGCAGGAGCAAGGAAAGCGCCUGGCAGAGCUGCCAAGGCUGCUGCUCUGGCUCGGAUCUGCCGAACCUCGAGGCCUGGGCAGCAGGGACGGCAGGGGACGGCUGGGCAGCCGGAAAGAGGGGGAGCGGCUGCUGCAGGGGUAAUGGGGAAGGUUGGGGAGGGGGGUGGGGGAUUGGUUGGGGUUGGGGAAGCGGCGAUGGAGCAAGGGGAGAGGCAAGCGAAGGGGGGAGCGAAAGGCCUCAAGAGGAAAAGAGAGGAGGUGGAGGGGAAGGAAGUGGGGAGUGUGAGGGUGACUAGGUUGAUGGCUAAGAUGGCUCGAGAGGAGAGUGGACAGUCAGGAUCCGCGGUUGGCGCUGAGGCUGCUGGUAGUGAUGUGCUAGAGAGAGGGGAUGGAGGGACGGAAGAUGGGGAUGCGGGGAAGGGGACGGACGAAGAAGAGCUCGAGAAACGGAGGCUGAGGGGGAAGGGGAAGGUGGUUGAGAGAUUACGAUCUGCGGCGGCUCAAAACCAGAGAGGAAAGGGACAGGUGGGGGCAGAGGAGCUUGCAAAACGGAGGCUGAGAGGGAAGGGGAUUGCGAUUAAGGAAUUACCAGAAGUCGGGAAAAGGUGGGAGGUGGAGGAGGAAGAGAAGGAGGAGGAGGUGGAGGAGGUUCGGCAUAAACCCCCAUCCCCAUCACGUGCCCCCCCAUCCGCAUCCCACCUCCCUCCAUCCUCAUCCCACGUGCCCCCUUCCUCAGCUCACCACCUCCCAUCCCCAUCCCCGUCCCGCAACCCUCUAUGCCUGGCCUUGGUCCCGGCACCUCCCCCACCCUCCCCCGCUCCCUCUGUCAACCGCUCCGAAUCGUUUCGACACGCCCCGUGCCCCUCUGGUGGCUCCAUGGGUCCCUCGCCAUCCCUUGUCUCUCAAAACCCCGCCUCUCAAAGUCCUCCUGCGCCCUCUCCUCCCCGCGACCACAUGGGGUGGACGCCAGGGGAAGUUAAAGCCUACCACGAAGCCAUGCACGAGGUGCCAAUAGACUCGGAGAACUUCUGGGGGAGGGUUGCCCUCUGGGUGCCUGGCAAGACUGCGACUGAUUGUUUCAACCGCCACCAUUCGCAGUUCGGCACGCCUCCCCCCCGCCCCCCACGCCCCCGUAGGGUGACUAGGGACGGGGGGAGUGAGCAGGGGCAGCAGGGGCAGGAGCAGCAGCUGCUGCAGCAGCAGCAGCAGCAGCAGCAGCAGCAGCGGCAACAGCUGGUUUAUGGGAAUUUGGAGCAAACUGCCUUUGUUGCUGCGUGUGUAGGCGUGAUGUCCAAGGGGGCUGGGGUGUUCAAGCUGCCUCGAUCCAAGGCGGGACUGAUGGUGGCGGCACACGUUAGGAUGAGGGACAAGUGCGCCUUUGAGACGGUGGUGGCGAUCCAGUCCCUUGGGAAGGACGACUUCACGCAGCGCGACGAGGAGAUCAGCGCCGUGGCGUCAGUCGCGCCCCGCCUGGCGCUCGUGAUGGCCUCUUCCGCUCGCGCCAGGCUGCAGACCCAAGCAGAGAGGCAGCAGAGCCGGGCUAGGCUGCAGAGCCAAGCAGCAGCGGCAGCCGCAGCAGCAGCAGCAGCAGCAGCCACGGGAGCUGCUGCUUCUGCUGGAGGGGAACGUGCAGCAGGCUUGCGGGGUGCGGCGAGUGGUUCGGGGGAUGGGGCAGGAGGCUCGGGGAAUGGGGCACGAAGCUCGGGGAAGGGGGCGGGUGGUUCGGCGGGGGAGAACCCCGAGGGCUGGAAACGCAAUGGGGAGAAGCGCAAGCACGAGACGUACAUUGAUCGCAUCAUUCGGGAGAGGCAGAGCAGCAGCAGCCUGCCACGCCCGCGCACAGCAGGGGAGGAGGAAGAGGUGGAGGACGGGGAGACAUAUGGAGAGGAAAGGGUCCCGGAUCAGCAUGUACUGACAUCUUUGGGCCGUGCCUGAAUCUGCUGUGUGGGGGCGUGAGAGGCGAGACGGAGAGGAAGGCUCUGGUGAGUGCGUAUGAGGAGCAGAAGCGGCAGCUGCAGCUCACUGCAAAGCGCGCAGAGGCGCUUGCUAUCUGUGGGAAUGGCGCCGGUGGUGGGGGUCGGGGGUGUGGUGUGUGGGAGAUUGGCACAUGGAGCGAGGAAGAGGAUGAGGGGGAGGAGGAGGAGGAGGAAGAAGCGGAGGGGUAUAUGGGGUGCAUUGAGGGAGGGGGGGGAGUGGGAGAAGAGGAGGGAGAGUGUGAGAGGUUGGAGAAUGGGGAUGAAGAUGAAGAGGAUGAAGAGAAAGAGGAGGAAGCUGAGGAAGAGGAGGAAGAUGAGGAAGAGGAGGAAGAGGACUUGGAGGAAGAGGAAGUGGAGGAAGAGGAAGGGGAGGAAGAGGAAGGGG